Messenger RNA from Oncorhynchus nerka (sockeye salmon), 13293 nucleotides. RefSeq names its product lysosomal trafficking regulator (gene lyst). The record is from RefSeq and is a predicted model, not a curated record. NCBI's taxonomy places the organism in Eukaryota, Metazoa, Chordata, Actinopteri, Salmoniformes, Salmonidae. Gene Ontology annotation, molecular function: protein binding.
UGGCGGUAUUGUCGUCCUCCGUUUGUCUAUUCGCUAUGAUACGGUGGAUAGUUUACCGCUUGGAAAGCAUCCUGGAUACUCUCCUGGGAACGAACGGGAACCAACAAACAGAAGCAACACUGACAGUUUCAAUCAUCUGAUCUAGCUUACAGCCAGACAUCAUGGAUUAUGUGUGACUCACUAGGAUAAACUGAGCUGCCCCUGGGCCUGGUUAGCAUUUGACUUCCUCCGAUGAGGAGUGAGUCAGUCACUGUCCCCAACCGCACCUUGUUCUGCUGCCUGGAGUAGACCUACAGUCCGGGGACAUGGCCAAUCCACACCUGGCUAACCUGGCCUUUGCCUGGGAGAAGUACAUGGACUGUCGAGUACAAGGAGCAGAGCUACAGGUCAGUCUUCAGUGCCUGGAGAGUUUCCUGUGUCUGUUCCACUGUGUCCGCCACCUCCACAACAGCCAUGGCAACAAGGAUGCUCUGAAGUUCUGUUCUGAUAUGAGUGGGGCCAGUAACACUCUGGCGAGGGAGUUCCUCACCGACGUUCACCAGCUUUGCAGUGCCGUGGCUCAGAGGGCGGAGUCACGGGGAGAGGAGGACGAGGAGAGUCACAUGGUUGCCCUGGGCGAAUACCUGGUCAGGGGCAGGGGCUUCUUGCUGCUCAGCGCCCUGGACUCCAUCAUCGACCAGGAGCUGACCUGUCGAGAGGAGCUGCUAACCCUGCUGCUGUCUCUACUGCCACUGGUCUGGAAGAUACCUGUUCAGGAGGAGAAGGCCCCAGAUUUCACCCUGCUGUCUCUGCUGGAAGUGUUCUUGAGCCGGGAGGUGAAUGCCGCCCCCCAGAGGGCGGGGAAAGACCAGAAGACCGGUGCGUUGCACUCUGAGAAGCCGUCCCGCGGAGGCAGCAGCAGCUCCACCUGGAAGGUCCUGCGUCGCUCCCGCCGCACCGCUCAGCGCUACUCCGUAAGGGAUGCUCGUCGCUCCCAGCUCUCCACCUCCGACUCAGACGCCAACUCUGACAACAAGGCCGUCGCCGGUGGCACCGGUGGAGUGCGUAGUCGACGUUCUCGCGGUUCUACGAUCCGUGUGAGCUGCCAGCAUCACCGUUCGGAGGCUCCCUUGUUACCCUCGCCUCCUGUCCCCCCUCCCGAGAAGACCAUGGCAUCGCCUUUCCCGCUCUACCCUCAACCUCGGUCGCUGGGGGGGUCCCAGGCCACCCUGGACACAGAGACCCUGACUGACCCAGCUGCCAUGUCCAUAUUCAACAGGAUGGAGAACUCUCCCUUCGACCUCUGUCAUGUUCUGCUCUCGCUCCUGGAAAAGGUGUGUAAAUUUGACAUGAGCAUCAACCACAACCCAGGUCUGGCUGUCAGUGUUGUGCCGACCCUCACUGAAAUCCUUACCGAGUUUGGAGACUGUUGUGGUCCGGGGGGAGGAGGGGUGGAGGAGCUGGCUGGAGGCUGGACAGAGGAACCCAUCGCCCUGGUCCAGAGGAUGCUGCUAAGGACCAUUCUCCACCUGAUGUCAGUCGACGUGGGUCAGAGUGAGGCUCUACCAGACAGCCUGCGACGCAGCCUGACCGACCUGCUCAGAGCCACGCUGAAGAUCAGGUCCUGCCUGGAGAGACAGGUUGACCCAUUCGCUCCCAGAACCAAGAAGACCCUGCAGGAGGUGCAGGAGGACUUCUCUUUCUCCCGCUGGAGGCACCGCUCCCUGCUGUUACCGGAGCUGCUGGAGGGGGUACUGCAGGUGCUGUUGGGGUGUCUCCAUGCCUCCGCCCCCAAUCCCUUCUUCUUCAGUCAAGCUCUAGAGCUCCUUCAUGAGUUCAUCCAGCAUCGCGGCCUGGAGCUGUUUGAGGUCACCGUUCUGAGGCUAGAAGGGCUGGGCCGCGCCCGGGACUCUGAGGUGGGGGGUGAGGCAGCAGAUCGUCUGAAAGGACUGAUCUCCGGGGUCCUAAAGAUCAUCAGCUCCGUGAAGACCGCUAAGUCAGAGCAACUGCACCAGUCCGUCUGCGCCCGCCGUCGCCACCGCCGCUGUGAAUACUCUCACUUCCUGCAUCAUCACCGCGACCUCUCCGGACUCCCCGUCUCUGCUUUCAAACAGGCCGCCCGCCGUAACCCCUUCGAAGAGACCGAGGGGAAGGAGGGGUUGGAUGACGUGGUGCGUUACCCAGAGAGGUGCUGUUGCCUGGCAGCCUGUGCCCACCAGUGUCUCCGUCUGCUCCAGCGCCUGUCCUCCAGUGGACCAGCGGUGCUCCAGGUCCUAGCUGGGGUCCAGGCUGUGGGGAUCUGCUGCUGUAUGGACCCUCGGUCUGUAGUCGGCCCUCUCCUCCACGCCUUCCAGGCUCCAGGGCUCCGUUCCUACCAGUCCCACAUCCUCUCUGUCCUCUCCCGGCUGAUCCUGGAUCAGUUAGGUGGCGGCCAGCCCUCUGAGAAAGCUAAGCUAGCCUCCUGUAACAUCUGUACUCUGGACAGCAGUCAGCUGCCGGGCCUGGAGGAGACGCUCCAGCAGGGGGAGGUCGGAGUGUCGUCCCCCACUUUGAGCUACCGUUCCCAUGGUAUCCUCCCCAGCGGAGGGGGAGCAGAGGACAUGCUGUGGAAGUGGGAGGCCCUGGAGGCGUACCAGGGGCUGGUGUUCGGGGAGGACCAGGCACUCAGCCAACAGGUCGCGGGACACAUGUGUCACCUGAUGUUGAGAGGGAACGCUGUGGUCCAAUGGCAGCUCUACACACACAUCUUCAACCCUGUGCUGCAGAGGGGGGUGGAGCUAGUGCAUCACGCCCAACAACUGGGUGUGUCUACAGCGUGUAGCCAGGUGUGCUCCUACCACAUCCAGUGUCUACCUGUAGAGGUGCUACUGGUCUACCUGCAGACACUACCAACCCUGCUCAAGUCCAGGGUGAUCAGGAACCUUUUCCUGUCCUGUAACGGUCUGAACCAGGUGACUGAGCUCAUCUACCUGGACCAGACCCGGGCCUGGGCCCUCAAGGUGUUUGAGACGUUAAUACUUGGAGUUGGAGUGGAGCACCAGGACCCGGACCCGGAGCAUGCCGAGGCCCAGGAGAGAGAGGCCACGCUCGGCCUGGCUGAGGAGCUGGGGUCCCGUGGGGCCGGAAGUACCGCAGGUCCCAUAGGAGAGGGGGGCCCACAGAGCCUGUCUAAGUUCUACGAGUGUCUGAAAGAGGCGCACCCAAGGAGCCGGAUUGGUCAAGGGGCAGGAAGGGGGAGGGGCCGGGGAGAGACCCAUCUGAACACCAUCAACCUCUUCCUGUGUGUGGCGUUCCUCUGCGUCAGCAAGGAGGCCGACUCGGACCGUGACUCGGUCAACGACUCGGAGGAUACAUCAGGGUACGACAGUACGGCUUCAGAGCCUCUGGGAGGGAGACUCCCCUGCCUGUCACCUGACAGCGUGGCCCUGCCCUCCAAGGAACAGGUGCGGCGUGCUGCUGACGUGUGGUCGGUGUGUCGCUGGAUCUACCUGGCGAGUCCCGUGUUCCAGAGACAGUUCUACCGGCUGGGGGGACUAGAUGUCUGUUCCCGCCUCAUGACCAUGCUCAUCCAAAAACUCACCUCUCACACCUCGGAGGGCAAGGCCAAGAAGAAGAGUGAUGGGAAGGACAAGACUCCUGACUCCUCCUCUGCCACUGCCCCGUCACCAACCUCUAUACCAGUUCAGACAGGUUCAACCACCACCACCCUGGGAGUGGAGGAUCCAGGCCAGCACCCAGCUGAAGCAGUGAGCCCAGGCCAGGGUGGGCAGGGAGAGGGUAAGGGGACCCAGAAGGAUCCUUCCAUGAGGCUGGAGGAAGAGUGGCCUCUACAGAGCAUCAGAAUGCUGGAGGCCCUGCUUGCGAUCUGCCUGCACAGCGCUAACUCAGGCCUGCAGAGGAUCGAACCUGAGCUUUCAUUCCAGCUCCAGUCAGUGGAGGAGACCCUGUUAGAGGUCAGGGAUCAGCUGUCCCACUCUGGGGUCGUGAACUCUGAUCUGGCUGUGCCCCUGUUUGACUUACUGCUCCGUGUGGCCCUGGCCGAGGUCUGCUCCAGUCCCGAACCCCAGGAGGACAAGGCUGAGAGGAAGUUAGCAGUGUGUGUGGAGAGUGUGGUCCCGGCGGGGGAUCUAUCUGAGGCUGAGGAGGGAGACGAGGUGCAGGGGUGUGGUGAGGCUCCCAGUCUGGGGGAGGAGGAGGGAUACGAGGCAGACAGCGAGAGCAACCCAGAGGACAUGGCCAAGCAGGAAGAAGGUGUGAAGGUGGAGUCAGCAGGCGGAGCGGGGGCCGGGCUGGGUGGCGCGGUUGCGUUCGGGACGAAGUCCCUCGGCAGAGGGCGCCGUGGCGUUCUUCUCUUCCCAGAGAUCUGCCUGAUGGAGCUCCAGCUGCUGGCGUCAGGGUCACCUGAUCUGGAGGUGUUGGGUCACGUGUUUCACAGCCUCUUGGGGGCCGUGAGGGCCAACCCCCGCAACGCUGCGCUGCUGUACCAUCAGGGAGCGGUGAAGACCAUUCUGACUGCUUUCCAGAGCAUUCUGUCACAAUCGGAUUCCAGCUAUGAAGACUGCCAGACGGUACUGGUGGAACUGCUGGUUGCCAUGAUGAGCCAACGAAUCACAGCCGAGGAACUGGCCCUGUUGAUCCGCCUCUUCCAGGAGAAGAAUCCGCCCACUGACAUCCUACUGAAAGGCGUCCUCCAGAUCGUCCAGGCCAACGUGGACAUGGAACCUCUCUACUUCCUCUCCUAUCCUAUGAUCCUCGGCGGCGCCUCUUUCCCUGGCGGUACCUCCCCUGGCUCCCGACAAAAUGGGGGGGCGGGGGGGAAGGGGGGCGGGAUGCUGUGGAAGGGGGGGAAGCUGUCCCCGGGACGCAGGGAGGGGGAUGGAAGAGAGGAACCAGGACAUCUCAGGACCUCUCCGUGGCACGUUGCCCCGUUACACCUCCCUCUGGUGGGGCAGAACUGCUGGCCACACAUGGCCUCUGGGUUCUCUGCCUCUGUCUGGAUAAAGGUGGCUGAGAAUGAAGAGGGAGAGGGACAUACAGAGAAGGAGGGGAAGGCUCCAACGUUGGAGCCCAACCUGGGGACCAUCCCGGAUGGGCAGAGAGUGGUGGAGGAGAGCCUGAUGCACGUUCUCUCCAUGGGCUCCAAAGCUAUGAUGCUGCAGGUCUGGGCUGACCUCUCCACGGGGGUAUUCACUUUCAGGAUGUGUAUUGACCCUAAUGAUGAGAUGAAGGCGGGGCUACUGGCCCAGGCAGAGUCCGGGGAGGGGCUAGUCUCACCUGGCAGUUGGCAUCACCUGGGUAUCAGCUACACCCAGCAGCCUGAGGGCAAGAAGAACAUCCACGGACGCCUUGCCCUAUGGGUCAACGGAGUCAGGAAGUGUGAGGUGUCUCUGGACUACACGUUACCCAGGAAGUCCAGCCUGUCUUCAGACAGCAACAAGACCUUCUGUCUGCUGGGACACUGUAUGGGACACAGUGAGGACGUGACCAGACCGGGUGGACAGUACGACAUGGGCACUGUGCUGCUCUUUAACGGCUCCCGUAUCGGGUCAGAGGAGGCAUUCUACCUGUAUGCCUCUGGUCCAGACCUCACGUCUAUCAUGCCCUGUAAGUACGGUAAGCCCAGUGGGACCUUCUCCAAGUACGUCACCACGGACGGCUUGAAGUGUGACACUGUCAGAGAGCUAAUGAUGAAGAACAAGGAUGUGGACACAGCAGCUCUCAUAGAGUGUCUGGCAGUAGUGUACGCCCCCAGCAGCCCCAGGGUGUAUACCAUCUAUGAGCCAGUGAUCCGUCUGAAGGGUCAAGCUAAGCCCAUGGUGUCUCAGAGACCCUUCAGCUCUAGAGAGGUCCAGUCUGCGGUGCUGGAGACACACAUCCUCAGGACCAUGCUGCCUGCAGAACCACAGGGCCUGCAGAACGUCCUCCACAAGAUAGGAGGAACCGGGUCCUUCCUAUUCCUCUUUGCACGGGUGGUGGAGCUAAGUGACAGCGAGCAGACCCAGGCCCUAGCCCUCCAGGUGCUACUCUCUCUGGCCAAGUACAACCAGCACCGUAUCAAUGAGAUGGACUGUUACCACGGUUACUCCAUGAUACACCAGGUCCUCAUCAAGUCCAAGUGCAUCGUGGGAUACCAUAUUCUCAAGACCUUGUUAGAUGGGAGCUGUAGUAGUCCUAUCCUAACUCUAGGGGACGACGGUCAGUUCCACCUGGACACAGAGUCUACAGCCGUGGUCCAGGACAUCAAGCUACUGUCUGAGGUUCUGCUGGACUGGAAGAUCUGGGCCAAGGCGCAGGGUGGUGUCUGGGAGACUCUGCUGGCAGGGUUGGAGAUCCUCAUCAGGGUUCACCACCCCCAGCAGGUGUUCAACAUCAGACAGUUUCUCAAAGCCCAGGUGGUCCACCGCUUCCUGCUCACCUGUCAAGUACUACAGGAGCAUCGGGACGAGCACCUGACCUCCAUCCCACAGGAAGUGUGUCUGUCUUUCGUUAAGAUCAUCCAGGAAGUGUUGGGUUCACCUCCGGACCUAGACCUCCUCCGAUUGGUCUACAACUUCCUCCUCGCCGUGCACCCGCCCACUAACACCUACGUCUGUCAUACGCCUACAAGCUUCUACUUCUCACUACACAUAGAUGGUAAUCUGUACCAGGAGAAAGUCCAGUCCAUAAUGUAUAUGAGAAAUAUCAACAGUGGAUGGAAGUCAGCUGGUAGCUCAGUGGUCUCUCUCUCCACGGCCGUCUUCACUGAGGACCCUCUUCCUGAAGGUACCAUCCACCUUCAACCUCCGUCACCUGAACACGGAGGAGACGACCAGUCCCUCCUGCCCGCCAACCUGACCCCCUCACCCAACUCCUCCCCGUUGCUCAGGCCCUGUCUGGGCCAUGGAGGGGCUGGGAGCCCCAGGGAGGGCCAGGAAGGAGAGGGGGUGACUUUGGGAAGCACAGAGACUCUAAAGAGAGGAGGAGGAGGGGUGGGGGAGGAGCAGCUCCUGUCUAGCUGUGAGUCGGCGAAAACCAUCUGUGACUCCCGAGAGGGAGGAGAGGCACCGCAUACCCCGUCCAUCAGUAUCGAGGAAGUGGAGGAGGAGGGGGUGGAGGAGAGGGCGGAGGUGGAUAGUCUGGUUGAGGGCAGUGUGGGCGGUGCUGAAUCUGAGGACCGUUUCGAUUGGGCGAGCGAUGAGGUGCCACAGAGGCCGGACAGUCUGAAGGGGAUCACAUCGUUUCAGAGGAGCUCCUCUAACCUGGCCAGCCUGGGCCUGGCCUUCCCUGCCCAGAAUGGGAACCUAGCCCUGGGUCGCUGGCCCAGCGUGGCCGACCGUGGGACACUACCAGAAGACUGGGAGAGCUACUCAUACUCACCUGGAUACGAGAGGGCCUACAGCAAAGACUCUAGCAACGACAGGUCCAGUACAGAGGACUGCCUGGUGUUAAUAUGCUACGGUCUAUAUGACCUGUUGAGGGGGGUUCUGCUACUACUACCAGACCUGAUGCUGCACGAGGUGAUGGAUAAGCUGGUCCAACCUGAAGCUCUUAUCGUCCUCGUCAACCACUCCUCUCCCCUUAUACAGCAGGGGGUUAUGAAGCUCCUGGAUGCCUACUUCAGCCGAGCGUUUAAGGAGCAGAAGGAGAAGUUCCUGAAAAACCAUGGUUUCAGUCUCUUAGCCAAUCAGCUGUACCUGCACCAGGGGACUCAGGGCCUGCUGGAGGUCUUCCUGGAGAUGCUGUUUGGACGACCUGUCGGCCUCGAGGAGGAUCUAGACUUGGAGGACAUGGAGACCAUCAGUCCCUUCAGGAAGCGUUGUAUCAUCCCAGUGCUGGGCUUAAUAGAGAACAGUCUGUGUGAGAACAGUCUGGUCCACAACGUGCUCUGUAUGCUACUGCAGCUCGUCAACGCCUGUCCCAAACUGGCUGACAUACUGCUGGACCAAGGCCUGCUCUACGUCCUCUUCAACACCCUGUCGACACUCAACGGCAUGGAGCACGGUAUACCUCUGAACGACUACAAACUACUAGUGGUUGAUAUCCAACAGCUCUUGGUUGCGGUGACCAUCCAUUCCUGUUCUUCCUCUGGUGCUCAAUACUUCAGGAUCAUAGAGGACCUAAUCACACUGCUGGGCUUCAUGGAGACGUCCAAGAUGAAACGAACCCAGGAGAUGGCGGUGGCCCUGCAGUUCCGUGUCCUCCAAUCAGCUAUUGAGUUCAUAAAGACGACAGCUAAUCAGGACCCUCAGAAGCUGAGCAGCUCUGUCAACGUGCCCACCUCUUCUCACCAUGCCAUCUACCAGAAACGCAAGAGCAUCGCAGGUUCCAUGGCUAUGGUUAUGAGAGACUGCAUCAUUCCCCGUACUCCACGGCAGCACUACUGUUCGUACGGCCAGAUCCCCCUGCCUCCCCCCUUCUGCUUCCUGUCUGAGACCUCCCCCCUCCCCUCCCCCACCGACACCACUUCCUAUGUGUUCCUAUGUGACUCAGGUCGUCGUCGCUUCUCCCUGGCCCAGUCAGACAGUCUUCUGACCAGGAUGCGUUCUGUAGCCAGUGAUGAGCUGAACCAGAUGAUGCAGAGAAGAAUGAGUCAGGAGAACCCCAUCAGAGCAUCAGAGACUGAGUUCAUACAGAGACUACAGAGACUGGUGGUGCUGGCUGUCAACAGGCUCAUCUAUCAUGGUAAAUAUGGUAAAACAGGCUCAUCUAUCAUGAGGAGAUGUAGUCAUUGUUUGUGUCAUUUGUUGUUCGUAUGUAUAUGUCGUCUUUUUUCUCAUUUUGUAUCUGGUUUGAAAAAGGGGGGGAAACAUAUUAUACAACAUGACUUCCUCAUAAUGUGGUUGUUCUCCCAGGGCAGUACGGGCCGUGGUGGGGCCCCCAGGCAGCAGUGGAGGAGGAUCCUGUGGUCAUGUCGGGACACCUUCAGGGUUCAGAUCGGACGUCUCUUGGUGCACACCCUCUCCCCUGCAUUACCCCUCAGGGACAGGAAGGAGGCUCUAGAGUUUGUGUUCGACCCUGCAAACCCUGACUUCCUCAAGGAGAGCCUCAGCCCCGGGUUAGAGCAUGGUCCCAAGCUAGCCAUGUAUCUGUAUGAGAUGCUCCAUGACCAUAAAGAUGCUCUGACCAAAGAGGAGCAGAGUACUCUGGGCAAUUUCAUGACGUCACUGAAGUUGUGGGGUCAUCGCUGCAUCCCGCCCAGCGCACCGCACAAACCAGACCUACUCAAGGCUAUCAAAGAGGAACAGCUGAAAUACGAGGCGGACGAGAAGAGCAGUAAACUGGCCUGGGAGAAGAAAAUUUCCAACACACAGAAAAGUCUGAUCCAGCGUCUGGACGGCAAGUCCAAGGACAUCUCUAAGAUCGCAGCCGACAUCACCCAGAAUGUGUCUCUGAGACAGGGUAUGGAGAGGAAGAAGGUGAUCCAGCACAUCAGAGGACUCUACAAGAUAGACCUCAGCGCUUCAAGACACUGGCAGGAACUGGUGCAGCAACUCACACACGACCGUGCUGUGUGGUAUGACCAGACGUCGUACCCGACCUCCUGGCAGCUGGACCCUACAGAGGGUCCCAACAGGGAGAGAAGACGGCUGCAGAGGUGUUACCUCACCAUCCCCAACAAGUACCUGCUCAAAGACCGACGCAAGCCAUACGACCCAGCAGCGCGGGCUCCACUGUCCUUCCUGUUUGAGGAUAAGACCCACUCCUCCUUCUCCUCCACGGUGAAAGACAAGGCCACCAGCGAACCAAUCAGAUUCACCAGGCGCUGCAUCAGUGUUGCUCCCUCUAGAGAGACCUCUGGGGAGCUGCUGCUGGGGAAGUCUGGGAUGUACUUUGUGGAGGAUAACGCAGCUGACGCCCAUGACAACCAGAGUGUCCACGGGGAGACGGAGGCAGCGUCAUUCUCCUGGACCUAUGAGGAGAUUAAGGAGGUCCAUAAGAGGUGGUGGCAGCUCAGAGACAACGCUGUAGAGAUCUUCCUCACCAACGGACGGACUCUCCUGCUAGCCUUCCACACCACCAAGUUCCGUGAUGACGUGUACCACAACAUCCUGACCUCCGACCUCCCCAACCUCCUGGAGUAUGGUAACAUCACGGCGUUAACACACCUGUGGGGCUCGGGGCAGAUCAGUAACUUUGAGUACUUGACACACCUCAACAAACACUCUGGGCGGAGCUUCAACGACCUGAUGCAGUACCCCGUCUUCCCCUUCAUACUGAAGGACUACAUCUCAGAGACACUGGACCUGGGGGACAGCUCCAUCUACAGGAACCUGAACAAGCCCAUAGCAGUCCAGUCUAAAGAGAAGGAGGAUCGCUAUGUGGACAAUUAUAAGUAUCUAGAGGAGGAGUAUCGUAAGGGAGCGCAUGAUGACGACCCCAUGCCUCCUGUCCAGCCGUACCAUUACGGAUCUCACUACUCCAACUCUGGCACUGUACUACACUUCCUGGUUCGCAUGCCUCCAUUCACCAAGAUGUUCCUGGCCUACCAGGACCAGAGCUUUGAUAUCCCUGACCGGACGUUCCACUCUAUGAAUACAACAUGGCGUCUCUCCUCGUUCGAGAGCAUGACUGACGUCAAGGAGCUAAUACCAGAGUUCUUUUACCUCCCGGAGUUCCUGGUCAACAGAGAGGGUUUUGACUUUGGUGUGCGUCAAAACAGUGAGCGUGUGAACCACGUCAACCUGCCACCCUGGGCGCGGAACGACCCUCGCCUCUUCAUCCUGAUCCACCGCCAGGCCCUGGAGUCAGACCAGGUCUCUCAGACCCUCUGUCAGUGGAUUGACCUGGUGUUUGGGUUGAAACAGAAAGGAAAGGCAGCUGUACAUGCCAUCAAUGUAUUCCACCCUGCUACGUAUUUCGGUAUGGACGUGUCGUCAGUGGAGGACCCGGUGCAGCGGCGUGCUUUGGAGACCAUGAUCAAGACGUACGGACAGACGCCCAGACAGCUGUUCUCUGCAUCCCACAUCAGCAGAGCUGGACCCAGACUCAUUAUGGAGGGAGAGCUUCCCGCUGCCAUGGGCCUCCUGGUGCAGCUGGCCUUCAGAGAGACCAGGGAACAGGUCAAAGAUAUAGUUUACCCGAGUCCCCUGUCCUGGAUCAAGGGCCUGAAGUGGGGUGAGUAUGUGGGCUCCCCCAGCUCUCCAGACCCUGCAGUGUGUUUCAGCCAGCCCCAUGGAGAGAGGUUUGGGUCUCUACUGGCUCUCCCUACCAGAGCCAUCUGUGGACUGUCACGCAACUUCUGUCUCAUGAUGAUCUACAGCAAGGAACAAGGUGUGAGGAGCAUGCACAGUACAGAUAUCCAGUGGUCUGCCAUCUUGAGUUGGGGCUAUGCUGACAACAUGCUGAGGCUAAAGAGCAAACAGAGCUCUCCACAAUAUCACUUCAUACAGUGCUCUCCACUCCACCAGGUAACAGCGUGUGCCUGGGUGUCUGAUGGUUGUCAGCUGUUCCAUACGGGCAGUAGGUGUGGAGUCAUCACAGGCCUAUAUUAACCUUUUCUAUCAGUCACACCUACAGAGAUGGAGGUAGAGUCUCGGGUCCACCUGUAUGGCCACAGCUCUGAGGUGACCAGCCUCCAUGUGUGUAAACCAUACAGCAUCCUUAUCUCUGUGUCCAGGGAUGGAACAUGCAUCCUCUGGGACCUCAACAGGUUGUGUUAUGUCCAGAGCCUGACAGGUCACAAGAGCCCGGUGACCGCAGUGUCAGCCAGCGAGACCACAGGGGACAUCGCUACGGUCUGUGACUCAGUGGGCGGGGGCAGUGACCUACGGUUGUGGACUGUGAACGGCGAUCUGAUUGGCCACGUCCACUGUCGUGAGAUCAUCUGCUCUGUGGCGUUCUCCAAUCAGCCGGAGGGAGUGUCUGUCAACGUCAUUACAGGGGGACUGGAGAACGGAGUGGUCAGGCUGUGGAGCACGUGGGACUUAAAGCCAGUGAGAGAGAUCACCUUCCCCAAGUCGAACAAGCCUAUCAUCAGCCUGACGUAUUCAUGUGACGGUCACCACCUCUACACAGCUAACAGCGAGGGGACGGUCAUGGCCUGGUGUAGGAGAGACCAGCAGAGGAUGAAACUGCCCAUGUUCUACAGUUUCCUCUCUAGCUACGCUGCCAGCUGACAGACUAGGGCCUUGAACGACUACACUACCCACAAUCCUCCUGAGAGACAUGAUUACAAUACCCAUAGUCCUUUUCUGACGCAUGGCCCCAGACUACCCUGAGAGACCGCAUGAGGGACAGAACUACAAUACCCACAGUCCUCUACUCUUAUGGCAGCCCCCCAGACCUGCUGGCAUGUUGAGUCAGAACUACAAUACCCAUAGUUAUCUUCGGACACAUUGCUCCAGACUACCCUGGGACAAAACUACAAUAACCACAGUUCUCCAGGCGGACAGAACAGCCUGAACCUCUCCAUGAGCAGUCAGUCCCCUUCUCUGCCCGGAGGCAGACAUGUCAACAUGCUGCAGACGACCAAUCGAAGCCCUCAGCUCAGACCCUAAGACCCACCUCCUGUAAUCUACAGCCAUUUCCGUGCGAGCAGACGAGCGGCUGUUAACAUGAAGCUAAGAUAUGAUAUUAAAGAGAUCUAGAUAUACAUUUUAUUUGCUUUUGGAAUGUUUUGGUUUUGUUGUCAUGGUAAUAAUGUUCCUUCCUUCUGAAAUGUGUUGCUUGAUUGGUUGUUUGGACUGUCCUGGUGAGCUGCUGCUACAUAACAUCUGACCAAUCCCAAGUCAGACCAGAAGGCUGAAGGCCCCGCCUCUGCUAGUGUCUGACCAAUCCAAAGCCAGAGCAGAGGGUUGAAGACCCGCCCCGUCUCUCCUCGACGGCCAACGCAUGUGUCUCUCUGCAUGAGUCACCUGACUGACGGCUCUUAUUCCUGAGAGACCAGGACAAGCUGCAGUUACAGGGUCACACUGCAUAUCUGUCACCUACCUGGAGAUGACCCUGCAUGGUCCUGUGGGGACUGAGAUACCCUUCCUGUCCACUCUGAACUCUAGACUACGUAAACCAGCGAGGGGGAUCUGGGAUGACGUGGAUUGUGUUGCCUGUAAUGUCCUGGUCUGUGCCCUAAAGGCCUCUUCUUGCAUGCUGGAAUUAAGGAGACUGCGAUGGAUGGGUGCAGGUGCGUGUGGGUGUGUGUGUGAUAGCUUGAAAGAACUAACUACAUUGUGUUCCUGCAUUGUAUCAAUCCUGUUUCCUGCCUUGUAUCAAUCCUGUUUCCUGCCUUGUAUCAAUCCUGUUUCCUGCCUUGUAUCAAUCCUGUUUCUUGUGUCGUUUUGUUUUUGCAUUGGCUUCCUUAAAGUGUUAUUUCUUAUUAUCAAUGAAAGCUGAGAAUGA